Molecule: messenger RNA, 3241 nt
Organism: Diaporthe batatas
Lineage: Eukaryota; Fungi; Ascomycota; Sordariomycetes; Diaporthales; Diaporthaceae
Exons: 3
Coding region: 708-2957 (749 amino acids)
Source: RefSeq, a predicted model, not a curated record
CCGACAACAUGCUACAGGUGUGGUCACAACCUCGCCACGGCGACUUGUUCGAAUCGUGAAACGUCAGCAGACCCCUUGCAUCCCGCAAUUCGAGGGCCGCCAGCUGGGGGCGGCUAAUGACCAACGGCGUGACGCUGGCAGACGGGGCCAGCCGUCCAGGCCAGGAUGUGCUGCAGGGAUGUACGUCCGCCUCGACGACAACAACCCACAACAAGCAGCCGCAACAACGACAAGCACACCAUGGUGUUUCGAAACAAUCGUCACCCUCGGACGGCACUCUGCUCCGUCUUGACCGUGGACCAUGGGCGCCUAGGGCUGCAUAUCGCGCCAGCUCGAGUGGGCUGCAGCCUCCCGGGCUGGCACUCGUCCCUCCUGAUGCCUUCCUUGUUUGGGCUCUUGGUCGUGAUGCCCACCGCCGGCCGGUUCUAUAAGGGCCACCACCUCCCUCCCCCGGCCCAUCUCGAGGUGCCGUCUCGGCCCUGCCAUCUUCGCCGACAGCGUCGUCUUUCCACCUUCUCUUUUGCUUCACCCACAAACCCGGCGGGUUGUUCAUUCUUUCUACCGGUGCUAGCUCACCCAAUUCAUUCUUUUCUUCUUGUUCUUCAGACCUUCGCUCGCCCUUGAUCGGGCUCCAAGCUGUUCACUUCUCAUUACUGACCCAUUCGACAAGACCAAGUCAAAAAUAGAGAGAAACUUACUCAUUCACCAUGCGUUUCUCAUCCUCCCGGGCCUUGGCCUCGCUUCUGCUCUCCUCCCGCGUCGCCGUCGGGGCUGCUCUUGCUGGCCCAGCAAGCCUAAACGCCACCCUCCCGGUCGAGGAUUUGGACGACGACACUUGUGACCCGGAUCUCGACCCCGUGGAGGAGACUGUAACCGCCACAGUUGUGCCUGUUACUCCCUCCGCAGCCGUCCCCUCGCCCACUGGCGUUGCCCCCAUCGCCAACGGCACCGCCCCCACGCCGGCCUCGGAGCAGCUCACAACUCUCACCGUACUGUCCACUCAGGUCCGCACCGUCAUCAGCUGUGCCCCGACGGUGACCAACUGCCCGGCUGAUGCUGCCUCCCUGUCCAACCUCGCCUCCACGGCCCCCGAUCAGGUGUCUACGGUGCUCGUCACCGAUGUGGUACAGCUCGCCACCACAAUCUGCCCCGUCACAGCCGCCGAUUUGGUCUCAUCCAGCAUUAUUUCUGUUGCUGCCACUGGCGGCAUUACUGGUACAACCAUUACAGCAACUCGCGACCUUCCAGGUGCUCUCCCAACUGACGCACACACCCCUUCGGCCAGUGGGGCUGUUCCUCCUCAGGAGAGCUCCUCGCCCGAGACAGGUGCUUCCCGCGUACCUCCAGCUCCCACCGGCGCUCUUCACCCGCCUCCUUCCAACAGCACCGGAGUGAAGCCAUUCCCCAUCGGCAACUCGUCCAUCGCAUCUGUCCACGAGGUGACUUCGACCGUAUACGCCACCAACCUGUACACCGUGACCUCGUGCGCCGCCAGUAUCACCAACUGCCCUGCUGGAAGCUCUGUAGCCACUGAGAUUGUCCCUAUUUCUACCACGGUUCUGACUAGCACCCUCGCUUCCUCUGAGCUUGCUUCCCUCUCAUCUGUCGCAGCCAUCACCGGUGGUGCCCCUGAGCCUACUCCCGUCGGCGAGCAGACCACCCUGACUGUCCAGAUUACUCAUCUUCACACCGUCAUCUCUUGCGCGCCUACCGUCUCAAACUGCCCAGCAGCCACCGCCACCAAGGAAGUUGCUGAGGCCGUCUCCUCCCACGGCAGCUCUGCCGUUCAACCAGUGAUUGUGACCAGCAUUGUUGGCGAAACAACCACUGUGUGCCCGGUUACCGAGGCCUCUGCCGUGUCAUCUGAAGUCGGUGCCAGCAUGAGCUCUGCUGUACAGACCACUACUGUCAACGGCACCCCUUCUUUCUUCAUCCCUGGUGCUACCAGCGUUCAGACUGCCGUUGUAUCCAAGACGUCGGUACUGACAACCGCUACUACGGCGGUUUCGUUUGUGACAGUGACCCUUGGUGACGGCGUCGAGAGUACUUCCACCAAAACUGUUGAACAGCCUCAGACAAUCACGACUGUAGUUCAAGAGGAGGCAUCCGCUUCCUCUUCCGUUGCAGCUGUUGCAGAGUCCUCGUCUACCGCUGUCAUUGUGUCUGUGUUGCCAGUGGUUUCUGUCAUCACAAUCACUCUGAGUGAUGGUUUUAAAAGGACAUCAACGAGCUCUUUCCAGGAGGCCUCGACUAUAACUACCGUUUUAGCUGUGACCCCUACUACAUCAGUAGUCGAGAACCCUGCCGCUGAAACCCCGGCUGCUGUGACCCCCGAGCAACAGACCGUUCACACUACUAUUUUGAGCACCACCGUUGUUCAGGUCCCAAGCGUGGUUACAGUCACAGUCUCUGGAAUUGCUCAGGAGAGCAGCACUAUCGUCGAGUCCACCAGCGUCCAUACGUCGAUUUUGGAGCCCACGCCCGCCAGUUCCAACAUUGUUUCGACCAUAUAUGAGACUAUAACAUCGCAAAUACCCGUCGAGACAAUCCUUACCGUCACCCUCGGCGACCAGGUUCUCACAUCCACCAUCUCCACCGUGGCCGCCGUCCAGACGCCCGAGACAACCGCCCACGCCCAGGUAUCCACAGUAUACGUGACCGUUGGAUCUGGGUCCGAUACCAGCGUCAUGACGAGCACCUUCACCGCAAGCGAGGUCGUCGCCAAGGAUACCCAGACCCUCACCCUGACCGGCAGCGCCGGCAUCGUCUCGACGUACACCCUGACCAUAAGCAAGGCCACUACUGUUACCCAGGACGCUCCCAAGCCCACCAACCAGGGCAAUGCCGCCAGCGCCUGUGUGCCGUCUACUGUCACCCUCGUCAGUGUGUCCACGCUGUGCGCUCGAAGCGGCAAUGCUUGCGCCACCGCCACGCACCUGCCUCUGGCGAGGUUCUAAGGGAGAGCAAAGCAAGAGGGGAGAUACCAUGUACAUAGCCUGUCUCGGAGGAGUUGCAGAUCAAAACAUUCUUCUCAAAUAUUCGGGUAGCAGGAAACUGACUGAAUCAUUGGUGUUGUUCGCCAUUGUAUAGUCUUCAUCUGCUGUACAUACAUACGUAUGAAAUAGAGAGUCAUCAGAAAUAUUUGAAAGUCUGGAUGGUGCGAUUCCCAUCGGUGAGCGCUCCAAUAUGUUGGGGGGAAAACUUUUGAAAGAGAAAAAUGACAUUUGAGUGUCAGCAUAAA